AUGUCGCAGGAAUUCAAAAAGAACUUCAAUUUUCCACGCAGGCCGUUCGUUAGCGAAAAGUGUAAAGACCUCAUACAUUGUCUGAUCCAAGACAAAGAAGAGCGGUUAUGUUCGAGGAAGUACCAAACGUCAUACCGUACUGGUUUUCAGGGUUCACGAUUGACAGAUUACUCUGGCCGCUAUGUUUUCCCUGGCGACGCAGAAGACAUAAAAGCGCACCGAUGGUUCAAGAAUACGCCCUGGGAGCGUUUGCAGUCUAUGCCAGCACCUUUCACUCCCAACUUACAGAGUGAUGAUGAUGCCCAUUACUUUGACGAGUCUGAACCUUUUGAAGAUUGGUCUGAGUCGAUACCCUCCGGAAUAUACCUCAACACAGAAGAUGUACGAGAACUACUGUUUGGGUUUGACACUCACGUGCAGCAGAAGGCUACAGAGCUCAUCAAAGUCCCGUUCGAUGCGGCCAAACUCCGAAGCAUGGAUCGUGAUAUCGAUGCAGCAAAGGACCUUGAACCCAGUGAGAAGGCAACUCUGAAGCAGUUUGUCAGAUUCUACGGACAUAAAGAGCGCAAACGCCCACGAGACAUGUUACUUCGGGACAAGAGCACGAAAAAGAUAUCCCUAAGGAUACGAAAAGACACGGCCUUCAUGGGUUAUACUUGGCGACGAAUGCGACCUGGGGGCUACAUCGAUCCGAGACCAACAGAGACGACUCCAGUCUCUGAGGUUCAAGCUGCGGUCUAA
Messenger RNA from Fusarium venenatum, 741 nucleotides. NCBI's taxonomy places the organism in Eukaryota, Fungi, Ascomycota, Sordariomycetes, Hypocreales, Nectriaceae. The record is from RefSeq and is a predicted model, not a curated record.